UUUUAGAUAAUGAAUUAAAUCUCAGGGGUGUUUUUGAUAUUAACUCCUUUUAAUCCUUAUACUCUUAAACCCAAAACCCUUGUCCAUUCGAGUUGCUUCGCUGCGUUUCCCCCUUUUCGAUUCCGGCGGCCAGCCUUCUCUCUCCUCCGCAGACUGCCGUCCAACGCCGAUAAAUAUUGUUGUUGAUUUUUCGAUGGGGAAAGAGAAGCUCAAAUCUUUACUCACAGCUUUCAGCCCUGAUGGUGAUUGUCUGGCAAUCUUAUCCCCUGAUGGAAGCGUGAAGGUUUGGAACACAGGCGAUGGAACUCAAAUUGGUGAGUGGAAAGAGACUAAUGAACCUUCAGGUGGUAGAAUUUCAUGCAUUGCGUGCAGUUUCAUUGGCAAGAUGCGCAGAAAACAACCAGGAACCUGCUUAAUAGCUCUAGGCACAGAUAGUGGUGAUGUUUCCGUAGUCAAUAUUUCCCUUGGUAAGGUGCAAUGGAGAUCCUCCAACCAUCAUCCUGGGGGAAUUGCUAGUAUUUCUUUCAGAAAGAAGGAGGGCAGACUUCAUGUUAUUGGAACUAGAGGAGAGGCUUCCGAAUUGAUAUUAGAAGAUGGAAAAGCUGCUAAUGCUAGCUUCAAACUUUCAAAAAAGUCUGUUUUAUCGGCUGCAUGCUUAUCUGAUGAUAAAAUUAUAGUUGGGGUUGGUCAUAAGAUCAGAGUUGUAAGUUUGCAUGACGGCGAAGAACUGGCAAAGUUUUCUACUAGUUUGGAUUCUCUGCAGUGUCUUUCAAGUUCUGAAGAUGCAACGUUCGUCGUUGCAUCUGGUGAUGCGGAGAAACGGCUCCAAGUGUGGAAGUGUGAUUUUGAGACAAGAGAUGUAAAUAGUCAGUAUCUUCCCAUGAAACAUCAUCCACUGAGAAUACAUUGCAGAAAUGGUUUGGAUGGAGAAGAUGGUUUUCUACUUCUUUCAGUUACUGAGGCAGGUGUUGUUUAUCUAUGGAACUUGAAAUCUUUCUCUGAUGAAGCAAGUCCUACUAGAAUUUCCAUUAAGGACGAUACAAAUGAGCUAGAAUCUGAUACGAAUGGAAGAGCCAAGAGGAACCGUAUAUCUGUAAUUACUGCUCGAAUACAUGCUUUAGAGCCUUCUGGACAGGUCAAAGUUCUGAUAUCAUUUGGUUCUGUUGAUAGUCCACAAUUUACAACGGUGGAUAUCAGCACCUCAGGAGAGGAUGUUGUCAUUAAUGCUGGGGAUAUCACGUCACGAGAAAAUGGGGUUCGUGCUGAAGAUGGUGCAUCAAAGCAGAACAAGAAGUCCAAAAAGAAGCGUGCUGCAUCUGAUAUGGAGACUGCGACUGAAGCAGCUUUAAUUGAUGAUGGUCGUGGAGAUCCUAAGGAUGGCAUUCAAAUUGAUGAUGAUCCGAAUGAGCCAACAAUGGGCGAGAAACUUGCCAAUCUGAGUUUGUCAGAGGCAAAGGACGUUGAGAGCCGCGAGAACUUCUCCGCUCCUGCAAAGCCUCCAAGUGCAGACUCAGUUUAUGUUUUGCUAAAGCAAGCUCUACAUGCUGAUGAUAGAGCACUGCUAACUGAUUGUUUAUUCAGACAAGAUGAGAAGGUUAUUGCGAAUUCAGUGGCAUUGUUGAAUCCCUCUGAUGUUCUCAAGCUUUUGCAGUCACUUGUAUCUAUGAUCCAGUCCAGGGGGGCUGUUUUAGCUUGUACUCUUCCAUGGCUGAGAAGCUUACUUCUUCAACAUGCAAGCGAACUAAUGUCCCAAGAGUCCUCUUUGAUCACCUUGAACACUUUAUAUCAGCUCAUUCAAUCUAGAGUUUCAACUUUCAAUCAAACUCUUAAACUAUCAAGUAGCUUGGAUUUGCUUUAUGCCGGGGCUUUAGAUAUGGGCUUGGAUGAAAAUGAAGAAACCAUUGCACCAGCUAUUUUUGAGGACAAGGAUGGAAGUGAUGAGGAAGAAUCGGCAGAAGCUAUGGAUAUUGAAAGUGGUGAAGAUGAAGAACCCGAACCUCAAAUCUUCAGUGAUAUAAGUGAUUUUGAUGAAAUGGAGUGAGUCCCAAGUUCUUUCCUGCUGCUGCCUAUGGGGCACUCUGUUUGAAUCUAUCUUCCAAAAAAUUUGGAAGAGCUCCCUCGCCCAAGAACCAUAAACAGGAACCUCCAUUGGACGAAGAAACCUGAUCGACUGAUUCUGGAAGACUCGUGCAUUGUUUUGUACCGACGUAACUAGCUGUUUUAGGUCGUUAAAGCUAGGAUAAUACCAAAGUCUGUAAUAUGUUUUGGACGAUAAACUACUCUGCAAUUACGGAAUCUUGAUUCGAGGAUCUGUUUCAGUUGACAAACGUAAUGCCGCCUAUAUUCCUUUUUUAGUGUUCACCGAUGCUAAAAUUUUAAGGGCAAGCUCUUCCUGUUUUGUUUAAUCUCGAAC
This is a messenger RNA of Oldenlandia corymbosa var. corymbosa, 2413 nucleotides long. The record is from the annotation of a GenBank genome assembly. NCBI's taxonomy places the organism in Eukaryota, Viridiplantae, Streptophyta, Magnoliopsida, Gentianales, Rubiaceae.